UGGAAAUUACUAGGCUUGUUAAACUCAGUGUGGGAACACUUGGCUUUGGGGGGACAUGAAUUUGAGAGGAAAUAGAUCAACUCCGGAAUUUUGAGUAAGUGCGACAAGCCUGAGGUUUUCCCGUGCUGAAUCUGGGCCUGUAGACGUGGGUGUGUGCAAAUUUGGGAAGGAGCUGGGAGGUGUGAUGAAGGGAAAGUCUUCCUUGGAUGCUGUUGAAUUAAAGAAUUUUAGGAAAGGAAGAUGGAUCAGCCUAGUGGAAGGAGUUUUAUGCAAGUGUUAUGUGAAAAAUAUAGUCCUGAAAACUUCCCUUACCGCCGUGGUCCUGGGAUGGGAGUCCAUGUCCCAGCUACACCUCAGGGCUCUCCUAUGAAAGAUCGCCUCAACCUCCCAAGUGUCCUGGUGUUGAACAGCUGUGGGAUCACCUGUGCAGGGGAUGAAACAGAAAUUGCGGCCUUCUGUGCUCAUGUGUCGGAACUAGAUCUCUCUGACAACAAACUAGAAGACUGGCAUGAGGUCAGUAAAAUUGUGUCAAAUGUUCCCCAGUUGGAGUUCCUAAACCUGAGUUCCAACCCUCUGAAUUUGUCGGUUUUAGAAAGAACAUGCGCUGGGUCCUUCUCUGGGGUUCGCAAACUUGUCCUCAAUAACAGCAAAGCUUCUUGGGAGACAGUCCACACGAUACUGCAGGAGUUACCAGAUUUGGAGGAGCUCUUCCUGUGCCUUAAUGACUAUGAAACAGUGUCUUGUCCUUCUAUUUGCUGUCAGUCUCUGAAGCUCCUGCACAUCACAGACAACAACCUGCAAGACUGGACUGAGAUCCGGAAGUUGGGAGCUAUGUUCCCUUCGCUGGACACACUCGUGCUGGCCAACAACCACUUGCACGCUAUCGAGGAGCCUGACGACUCCCUGGCCAGGUUGUUCCCUAACCUGCGGUCCAUCAGCCUCCACAAGUCAGGUUUGCAGUCCUGGGAAGACAUUGACAAACUCAAUUCAUUCCCCAAACUUGAAGAAGUGAGGUUGUUAGGGAUUCCUCUUCUGCAGCCGUACACCACCGAGGAGCGCAGGAAGUUGGUGAUAGCAAGAUUGCCAUCAGUUUCCAAACUCAAUGGCAGUGUUGUUACCGAGGACGAGCGAGAAGACUCCGAGAGGUUCUUCAUUCGUUAUCAUGUGCAGGUUCCGCAGGAGGAAGUGCCGUGCAGGUAUCACGAACUGAUCACAAAAUAUGGGAAGUUGGAGCCUUUGGCAGAAGUGGAUCUAAGACCCCAGAGCAGUGCAAAGGUCGAAGUCCACUUUAACGAUCAGGUGGAGGAAAUGAGCAUCCGUCUGGACCAAACAGUGGCAGAGCUAAAGAAGCAGUUAAAGACCCUGGUCCAGCUGCCCACGAGCAGCAUGCUCCUCUACCACUUUGACCACGAAGCGCCCUUCGGCCCCGAGGAGAUGAAGCACAGCUCGCGGGCCGUGCACUCCUUCGGCAUUCGGGACGGAGACAAGAUUUACGUGGAAUCCAAAACAAAGUGACCUCUGAGCCCAGACUUGUCGACACACACAGGACUUCUCGCAGGGCAUCUGUUUCCAUCGGUUUCUUUAGGAGGGGGAAGAUUGUUUUGUUUUAUGUUGCUUUGCUAAGGUUUGGAGAGUGAUGGUGUUUCUUUUCCCCCAGAAUGGGUAGGGGCUGUUGAGUACUUUUACCAAGGUCUGUGCGGCUCCGCCCGCGGAACUGCCGCAGCCGCAGCCUGUGCGCCCUCCCUCGGGGAAGGUGCGGGCCUCCCGGGCCGUGUUCUCUGGGAUCGCCAGGCGCACCGGGGCGCACCCUGGGCGGGCAUCCGAGAGGUCAGGCAGGAGACACGGUCUCGGGGCCUCUGGGGGGCGCAGUGCUCCGGCCCUCCCCACCCCCCCUCCUCGUGGUUUGGCUCAGUUUUUACUGUGAUCUGUGUCAGCACAUGUUCACUGAGAGUUUAUUCUGUCCAUGAUUAACUUCUCAACUUGGGUGAUUGGUUUUUUUCUUUAUUUCUCCCUUUUGAAAUAAUUUAAAGUGUUUUGAACAUUUUCAACCUGACCCUGAUCUCAGGUACUCAGUUAUAACCUAUGACUCUUAGGGUCUUGAAGAAGGUGGACGAGAGGAGACCCCAGGAAAACUGCUGCUGUCCUCAGCCGGCAGAUCCGACCUCGCUGGGUGUGGCUGCCCGUCCCAGUGCUCCCCACCCUCCACAGCAGUCAUCGCGGUCACGCAGGGGACGGGUCCGGUUCCGGGGCUUCUUCUCUGGGCUUAUUGAAUGUAUUUCCGCAGAUCUGUCUUUUCCUUCAUGACUUAGACUACUGGGAAUAGAGGCCUGACCCGCAGCCCCCAGUAGAGGGCUGCCUGGCGUGCAGGGGCGGGCGGCAGGGAGCCGCAGCGCGGGAGGGGUGCGCGGCCCUGCCUGCCGUCCUUCCAGGGCCCUGCGUGAGCACGUUGCAUGAGCGGCAUCAUCAUCAAGGGAGCCUGCGCCAGCUCUCCCCGGGACUUUGUGAUGUCACCGUGAGCAGUUCUUUCUGUUUUAUAAUUUAAUUUAGUUGCCCCUACAGAACAGCUCUGACUCAUUUAUGAGUAAAGUAUAAGUGUCAAAACUUCGGAAUUGCCUCCAAGUCAUAGUUUUUGCAGAAGCAUAUUUAAAGCACUUUUCUCUAAGAGCUAGUUCCUUAGUUGCGCCGAAGUCUUUCCAUUGGUCCAUUCUUUGCGUCUCCCUCAUCUGUGUCUGUCCCCGCCCACCCUGUGUGUGGGCGGGGCUUGAGCGGCAGAGCGGGUGCAGAGGGCGUGCUUUCGGAGGGUCGCGGUCCUGCUGAUGCUUUGACCUUUCCCAUGAUUCCAUUGCUCCUACAGGUUUCUUAUGAAACCUGUAGGUGGUUUUAGGUGGUUUGUAAAUUCAUGUAUAUGUUGUUGUGUUUGUUAUUGUUGCUUUUUCAUUUUUCCUGUGCCAUAAUAACAGGUAUUUAUUCUCCUAGUGCACUUCAGGUUCAGUAUCUGUGAAGCCUUUGACCCAGGCCCACUGAGUCAGAUCUCCGUUCACCGUAACGCUGAGGGUAGAGACCAAAGGGUUUGAGAUGACGAAUGAGGCCUGUUCGCCUACUGCUGCCAACUUUACCUUUUACAAUCAGAAGUCGAGCUGUGGUGACCCAGGCUGGGUGUAGAUGAGAAUAAUUAUUUCGCAAUCAGAAUUUUCUGCCAUAUUUUUGGAAGUGGGAAGAGCGUGUGGCUGGGUGUCGUGAAGAUGACACUGUGAUGCUGUGUGUGUGUGUGUACGGUCAGUUUGGAGAGAGGAGCCGAGCCCUCUGCUGUGUCAGCCUGGGAAAUAGACGUGCCCUUAGUUUCUGAGGUUGUGUGACCCUGACCCACAGCAGACAGCAGAGGGAACACUCAGUGUUAUUCUAAUCGCAAGUGGAGUGGUCACAAUAAGAUAUUUUAUAUAUGAUAAAGUUUUAUGAAAUGCUUUUUUACUAUGAGACCGGUCCCUUCUGUUGUUGCAGAACACUGUCGGUCAGCUGCAGGUAGUUCUCCACCGCGCCUGCACGUCAGGGCUGCUCGUUGGUUCCGUGCGGGUGUUUCCAGGCUGUUGUGACGGGCAGUUCUAAUAACUGCUGAAUAAGUUUUGAUUGAGACAAAACCUAAUACAAUUACUGGUCUUUUAGAGUUACAGAAGUAAAUGAGAAAAGCUAUUUGAGCAUGUGUACUUGUAGAUUUAUUUGAGUGGCUGAGUAAAGAUGCUUCUUUUGAAAUAAAAUUGGUGCUGUGUAGACAAUUGUAACCAAAAUUAUUUUUAUAACAGGCCAAAAAGAGAGGACACCAUGUAUCUUUGAGUCUACAAGUAGGCCUAGUGGAUUGCUGCUGCUUCUCUGUUCUAAUGCUGACGUUUAGGUUCAGUGCGAGCACAGUACUGACACGUAGGAGUCCAAACGCUGUCGUGGCAUCACAGAUUUGUCGCUACAGCACAGUGUGUAAAAUAUCUUUUCUAAAAUGGAAAUUCUUCUCAGUUAUGAAAAAGGAAAGGGGUAAUAAAAGAAAUCCAAAUCAAAACCAACAGAUCCUUUCUACCAUGACAGCAUGUAGCUAGCUGCUGAAGCCACAGUAGAAAUCAAUUUUCUAAAUUGGAUUGUUGAAAUACCCCAAAGUGUUUUAAAGAAAAAAAAGUUCAGAGUUGUAUGUCUUGUUUUAUGAUUAGAAGUUUCUAUUGUUUCUGCAGCCUGUUGCCACCAUUGCCAUAGAUAAAUAAGAAAGUAGCAGAUGUUAUGUAACCACUUGUUUCUUUAUAACCUUUUAAUGAAAAUCAGCUAAAAACAUGAGCUGUGUGUAACAGAGCCUAAUGUUACUAUGCUGUGUUGUAAAAUUUUGUUUACAGAACAGAAUGAAAGUCCAGUGCUAACCAGUCCGCGGGGCUGCCCGUCCGCGGGGACGGAGCGCACAGCACCCGCCCAGGCCCUGGGUGCCCUCUGACCGCACUCUGCUGGCUGCGCCCAGGGCGGGGCGCCGUUCUCUGCCUGUCACUGCAGCCAGCAGGUCUCCCCUAUUUCACUUAGCUUGGAAAUACAACCGACUGCUUUCAGGACACCCGGAGCUCUCCGUGUUACCAGAAGUGUUGUGAACACUAUUUUCCAUAGGUGCUUCCUCAAACACACACCCAUUGUAGUGAUGAGGGGCUGGCUCUCAGGUCUUGCCAGUUGUCUCCUGCAGUUGAUGGAAAUAUAUAUUUUA
Messenger RNA from Molossus molossus (Pallas's mastiff bat), 4720 nucleotides. RefSeq names its product tubulin folding cofactor E like (gene TBCEL). Bases 241 to 1515 code for a protein of 424 amino acids. The transcript has 8 exons. The record is from RefSeq and is a predicted model, not a curated record. NCBI's taxonomy places the organism in Eukaryota, Metazoa, Chordata, Mammalia, Chiroptera, Molossidae. Gene Ontology annotation, biological process: protein folding. Gene Ontology annotation, molecular function: alpha-tubulin binding.